This is a messenger RNA of Aspergillus caelatus, 2186 nucleotides long. Its product is annotated as transcription factor sphG. Lineage: Eukaryota; Fungi; Ascomycota; Eurotiomycetes; Eurotiales; Aspergillaceae. Gene Ontology annotation, molecular function: DNA binding; zinc ion binding. The coding region runs from base 1 to 2037 and encodes 678 amino acids. The record is from RefSeq and is a predicted model, not a curated record. Gene Ontology annotation, biological process: DNA-templated transcription. The transcript is spliced from 6 exons.
AUGUCAGCAUGCAGAAAGCAAAGAAACGGAGGUACUCCCCGCUGCGGAUGGCGAAAGGAGCUUUAUUCCCCUAUAAAUGCUCUUACCCGCGAACAUUGUAAGAUGUCAAGAGCCUACGACUGUCCUCGGGCAAAACGGUGGAAAUGGCGAAGGAGGUCCUUGAAGCGACUUUUCGAGGAGUCAUCGACGGUCUCAUCUUCCUCAAGACGCCUGGCCAGUUCAUCGAGACCGACACCGCAAUUGACUCCUCAGCGGUUUCCUGAUUCGUUGAAAUCGCCCGUCUUCACGAGGCCGCAGGGUCGACUUCUUUUGGACCAAAAGAGUGACGAAAGAUGCUUUGGCCCGACGGCUCUGGAGUCACUAAUGCUCAACAUCAAGGAUGAGCUCUUGGAGAGUCCUGAUAUGGACAGACACACCGUGAAGGAAUGCGUGUUGCAGGCACAACGCAAGAUUGAUCUCCUAGUCAGCCAGGGAGAAGAGAUGCCCUUCGGGGAGAAGUCGCCCCCCACGACGCCUCCCUUUGCCAUUUUGGAUGCAAUGAUUGAGCCAUACUUUACAACAGUCAAUGAACAUUUUCCUAUCUGGACAAAGAAAGGGUUUACGCAAAUGGCUACUACCUUGCGACAAUCAACACCGGCCCAAAGGGACCUGGCUUCGAUCAUCUGCUGCAACAACCUCAUCCUCAUGGCCAUGUCGGCGGACUCCCUCAGCUCCCACCAGCGAGAGUCAAUGCAGCCCAAGCCAACGCGCAAGUCGUCGUCGAUCGACUUUGACCUCAUUGCGGGAUUUUUGACAAACGCGAAGCACGCGGUCAACAAUAUUGAUCAACUGGUCUCGCCGCACCUCAUCAAUGUGCAGGCACUCUUAUCUCUGCACAUAGUCGCGCAAAUUUACCUCUCGAUAAGUCUCUCUGAGACGCUAUUCGCUUUAGCCACCAGAUGUGCGAAGUCCAUCGGCAUUCAUCAGUGGCACUCCUUUCACGGGCAACUCAGCGAUGAAAACAUCCAGGACAGGCAAAAUAUUUCAUACUGUUUAUACGUUCUUGACAAGGCCGUUUGCUGGACGGCUGGAUCAUCUCCCAGUAUACCAGUCUCCGAGGUCCAUUUCGACCCAUGCCUAGUGCCCUCUGAAAAAGGUAUCCCAUCUGGCCUGGUUGCAAAGGCAGAGAUGGCUAGGAUCGAAGAGACCGUCUAUUUGGAGAUAUACGCUGUCCACGUGCAGGGGAAAAGUGAGGAUCAGGUUCGAGAAUUCGCUGCAAUGAUCUUCUCAAGACUCCAAGCGUGUCUGACCGAGUCGGGAGUUGACAUGGAGAAGAUUCAGAAUUCUUCUGAGGGCUCCGUCUCGCAUCUCCAAUUAGUAAUCAGAUAUCUGUCUCACCAUCCCGAUCCGAUGUUUCAACGGGCCCUUGAGGUUGCUAGGAUGUGUUUGAAACUGUUGUUACGCCUGUGGCAUUCCCCGCCGGAUCAAGGGAGUCAGGCUAUUUUCUCAUUUUUUCUCGCCUCACUUCCAUCACUAUAUCUUUAUGAAGUAUUGUCCUCCAUUCUUUGCGGUCAGGGGUCUCAUUGUGACAUCAACAUGCUUCAAGAAUUCAUUGAGAUGCUGCAUACCAUUACCGACUCCCGGGCAGAGGCGUCAUACAAUCGACGGCUAUACCAGCUGUCCCUCAUUGUCACCGAUGUGAUAAAAGCCAGGGAGACUCAGCAUAAACGGCAGAAGCCGACCUCACAAGACUCGACAAAUUCGUAUUUGAUGUCAGAACUACUCUCGCCCCCAACAAGCGGUUAUAACUACAUGAAUUCAGAGGUUCCAGAAACCUUUGAUUCACGCUUCCACGGUGCGAUUUUCCCAGAUCCAGAUAGUUCCUUUGCCUCCAUGAGCCCAAUCACUUCGUCAAGCGGUGAGUUGGCCCGAGGCCCCGAGGAGCUUUUGCCGCAAUUGAGGAGCUACGCCAAGAUGACUCCCGGGGACGAAAGCUUUAAUCCUCUGGCCAUGGAAGCCUUGGGAGAGUCUGUUCAUUUCUGGAAGGGCGUCCAUUAGGGUGCCAGGAUUAAUACGAUGUCAGUCCGGUGCGACUUUGGGGAGAGAACUGAAACUCUAUAUAAAAACAAAUGCUUUGCCGUUCGAAAAGACUUUGUAGGCGCCAAGGACAGCUGGAAGCGAAGGGAUGCUAAACGACCACCAAUACA